GGAGCCCACCACAACAAACUUUUAUUUCAUGCACAUGGCUUGAACUUCCUUGUCAGAAUAAGACGUGUAGACGUCGUAACAAUGAUUCUGUGGCGCGGCGAAGUCGUUUUGAUGUUGUUGCUGCCGUUGUGUGCCUUAUCGGAGGAUGAUAACGAGCGAGUAAAAACUCCCUCGCUAUGUGAAGUAUGCAAGUUUUUGACAGUGGAGUUAAAAAAUCGCCUUCAUGAAACUGGCAAGUCAAAAGAGGUUCUAAAGACAGGUCAAGGUUUAGACAGUAAGAGGAAAAUCAAAUAUCAGACAUCAGAGCUGCGUUUGAUUGAAGCUCUCCAAGAGCCUCAUGUAUGUGAGAAGAUUCUAGAGUACAACAUCCACGCUGAGAAGGAGGGCAGUAAGCGGUACGCCAAGGGCCGGAGUGAGACGAUGGAGACCCUGCAUGGCCUGGUUGCCAAGGGUGUGAAAGUGGAACUGGGGAUGCCCUAUGAGAUGUGGGACAAACCAUCUGCCGAGGUCACACACAUGCAGAGAAAGUGUUUCUCCAUCGUCGAGGAUUAUGAGGAUGACAUUGAGGCCUGGUACUACCAUCACCAGGACCGCGACUUGACCCAGUAUCUGUGCGAGGAGAGGGUGCUGCAGAAAGCUGAUGCAGGUUGUCUGAAUGAAGCAGUAGAACCCAGGAGUGGAUCGAAGGCCAGUAAAGGAGAUCUGAAGGGCGACACAGGCUCGGCUGAUGACUUGUCCAAUGAGAUUCCUGUAGUCAAUGACGACAACCACGACGAACUUUGACCUUGGUCACCCCCUGAUCGUGCAGCAUGUCAAUCUUCUGAAACCAUUUUAUGUGAACUGUCCUUGAGUGUUUGUGAGAGUGGUAAAAGAGGGUACAGGUAAUGGUGGCAGUGUUACGAUGAAAGUAGACUCACACGUCUUUUACCCAAUACAUUUACAGUAAACUGUGGUUAGCACUCAAAGGGAGCACUAAUUCUAGUUCCUUAUAGCCGUAGUGUGCUUUAAGCAAAUAUACAGCAAAUGACCGGGACAAAAAAAACAGGUUUGUUAUGUCCGUCAGUUUAUUGUAAGCGUGUUAGUUAUAAACGUAGUUUACUGUAUAUUUCUUUGGACAAACAGAUGAUGGUGUAAUUUACGAUUCCUGCAGAAUCCUUAGUAGUAUGAUGGUCCGAUACUGGCUUUCAGGGCCCUGUUCCACAAAGCCAUCGCACCGCUGAUCAUAACUCCCCUACUUUAACACAGACUUACGACAGUCGUAGCGUUACAAUCAUUUGUGGAAGGGGGCCAUGCUCAGAACCAUCUACUGAGUAUGAGUGAUUAUUGUUAACACUGCAUCAGUAAUCUUGCAGCUCUUCCCGGCGAAAACCUUAGUACGAAAGUACUGAAACCUUUUUUUAAGGUCCCAAUUCACUUUGAGUUAACAAGUUUGCUUGAAAUAGAUCACUUAUUAUUAUUCUUGAUAAGAAUGUUUUUCUGCUCUAAAAAUGUUUCCCAAAAGAUGUUGCGUCUGCUUGAUAUGCAACAUAUAAUUAUGUAAGAUGUUAACUGUCAAGAUUCCUUGGCCAGUUCACCUGUGGUUGUUAGUGCCCCAUGUAAGUGUAUCAUCAACACGUCCACAUAAGACCAAAGAUAAAGCUUGACGUCAUCAUGAUCAGGCCUGUUGACAUCAGAAGUGUUUUACUGUUAGGUAGUUGUACUGAAGCCAUCUCAUCACAGGUCAAGGUCAUUCAUUCCAUAAUUCAGCUGUUAACUCAUACUUCAUCUUCAUUCAGCCUCUCACACCCCAUCUUCUUCCCCGGCAAGUAUUACCAGCUAUUGAGUGAGUGAGUAAGGUUUUACGCUGCUUUUAGUAAUAUUUCAUCAAUAUCACGGCGGGAGACACCGGAAAAUGGGCUUCACACAUUGUACCCAUGUGGGGAAUCGAACACGGGUCUUCUCUUCUCACUGGAUUCUCAGACUCAUAAUGUACAGAUUACCAUCACAUGGCUGCAAUAUUGCUAAGUGAACAUUAAAUAACAAACCAACCAACCAUGGGGCGAGGCUUUGGUUGUUUUUUGCAGUAAGAGAUAUUGUUAAAACAAUAAAAUAUGUUCAGUAACAUGGAGCUUGACCAUGAAUUUGAAGAAUACCAUCCACCGAUCAUAAAAAUGUUCAAGCAACUUUCGAGUUGUCAGAACUACAAUACUGUCAAUGCGACAGUAAGCAGCCAGUAAGAUACAUGAUGCAUCUGGGUACAAGUACACAUUCCUGGUAUUCCAUUAAACUUCAUUCUGCUCUCCCCUGAUCCUGAUCCCCAUUUGCCAGAGUCACCCUGAUGUGACAAAAACUGGGGACAUGAAAGAACUCAUUUCAAUCUCAUUAAAAUCAGAUCUUAGUUCUCGCUACGGCUAAACAAAGAUCUGAGGACAUCCCAUUACGGGUCACGUCAGACUGACCUUGCGCAAACUUUGACCGACCAAUGGAAUGACCAAU
Haliotis rufescens (red abalone) is the source of this 2475-nucleotide messenger RNA. Its product is annotated as protein canopy 4-like. The transcript is spliced from 7 exons. Bases 82 to 783 code for a protein of 233 amino acids. The record is from RefSeq and is a predicted model, not a curated record. Gene Ontology annotation, cellular component: endomembrane system. Gene Ontology annotation, molecular function: signaling receptor binding. Lineage: Eukaryota; Metazoa; Mollusca; Gastropoda; Lepetellida; Haliotidae.